Messenger RNA from Solenopsis invicta (red fire ant), 3825 nucleotides. RefSeq lists its product as uncharacterized. The transcript has 7 exons. Bases 1 to 3825 code for a protein of 1274 amino acids. The record is from RefSeq and is a predicted model, not a curated record. Lineage: Eukaryota; Metazoa; Arthropoda; Insecta; Hymenoptera; Formicidae.
AUGGACGAGGAAUAUGCAGAAUACCGAUGCUCGGCAUGUGGGAAAGUAAUUAAGAGCAAAGUUGUUAGAUGUAAAACUUGCCCAAAGCUUUUUAACUAUCCAGGAUGUGUAAAUAAGCAUAGAAUUCUCGACAGAAACCAAGAGUACGUGCCGUGUAAAGGCCCAUUUGAGGAAUUCUUGAUUGAUAUUGAGAAAGUACCGAUACCGACAGGAAGAGAUAAGACAUCAUCGACAGGAUCUGUAGAGUUUACAGGAGCGGUCACAACAAUGAGCAGUGGAAUUCAAGAAGAAUUAGAAAAUGUCAAGCAAGAAUUGGAAAACUUGAAGAAAAUGAUACAGGGAACAGCAUAUGGAUUAAAGGAAGGAUCACAGAGAAGCUACAGUAAAGCGGUUAAAGAAAAGAUGAAAGAAAACGUUAUAAUAGUUAAACCAAAAUUGCAACAGGAGAGUAAAGUCACGAAAAAAGUAAUAAAAGAGAAGAACUUACCAGCGCACAUAAACAAACUGCAGCAUAAGGUUAUGAAGAGGACAAAUCCUGUGAUAGUAGCGAUGUCGGAGACCAGGCUGAUUAGUAACAUAGAAGACAAUGAAGGCGCGGGCCCGCCGAAGGCGGGCGCCAGCGGUGCCAUUCCGCACAGGAAACACGCGGACACGGAGUUAGCAGCCCCCGCCCGCUUCAACAAAACAGCUUUCGAUGACAACAGACAGGCCUCAGACGGUAGGCGCAGAGGUCUCAGGCGUCCAACGAACCAGGGUGAGACCAACGAUGACGACCAAGCUAUUCAAAUGGAUUACGAGAUAAAGGUUCCCUUUGCAAGGAGAAGUUGCCGCAAGUGUGUGGAGAGCGGCAAAGAGAACUUUGUGGCGCUCACUCUUAACGAUGAAGUCAGGCACGCCGAGGAGCGCUACAAGAAUAAGGUGGUGGUCUAUGUGUACGAGACUUGUGGAAAAAGGUACGCUAGAAAACAUCCGGCCUUGUGCCAUGUAUCAAAGUGCACUGCCCCAAGACCACCACCUGUUAACGGACACGAGUGUCGGAUUGAUAAUUGCGGCAGGGUGUUCGCGACCAAAUCUGGUCUCUCGCAGCACGAGAGACACGAAUACCCACUAGUCAGAAACGCGGUCCGGGCAGGCGGGUUCGCAAGAGGUGGACCAACGCCAUUUCGCAGGAGAGCCUUGCGAGUAUUCUCGGAAGAAAAAGAAGACCUCAUGUUGAGGCUCGAGCUCCGGUUCAGAAACGAAAGGAACGUGGUAAACAGAAUGACGGAGUUUCUGCCGGAAGUAGAAGAGGAGGAAGAGACAGAAGAGGAGGAUGCAAUAGAAGAAGAAGUAGAAGAAGCGGAUGAAGAGGAGAUUGAUGUGCCCGAGGAGGCAGAUGAGUUGCCUAUCCCUCCCGGGGAUCCGCCAUAUCAGAGCGAGGAGGGGCAGCCUCGCGAAGAAAACGGUGCUGAGGGGCGACAGCCCGUUGAAGAGGCCUCGGACUCUCUACCAGAAGAGGUGGAGGACUUUCUACCAGAAGACACAUGGAGAGGGAAUAGCGAGAGACGUAUUGAGAGUAGAGCCCCCAGACGCUAUUCCACCCGAGCAGCUUGCGUCCAGCUGCUUAGACGGGUCCUGGCGCGCAUAGUGAGUGGAGACCCGCCUAACAAAGAAGAGCAGAACAGCCUGGACGACCAGAUCCUGGAGUUCUUUCGCACCAACGCGGGCGACCCGAAGGGGAAGAAGCGUGGCAAGGAGGCCAGGAAGAAAAACCGCAAGCGCUACAAAUAUGCCAGGACCCAGGAGUUGUACAGGCAAAAUCCAGGCCUUCUAAUAAAAUACGUAAGGGAGGAUAUCAACUGGACUGAGGAAACCAAGCCGGAUCUCAGUUCGGAAGAUAUAAAGGACCUGUACAACUCGUUGUGGAGCACAAAGCCCAAAAUAGAACCUCCCAAGUUCGGGGAACAGGGACCGCCGCUGGCGUUGGAAAGGGUGUUUCCCCCCAUCACGACUAAGGACGGCUUUACCUCAGAAGCGGGCUGCUUCAACAACGUGCACAUCCUAAGCGAGUUGUUGCGACACUCGAAGAAUACAGAAGGCCUGGCCGCAGUGCAGCUGGAUGUCUCCAAAGCCUUUGACACGAUACCACAUGAGGCUAUUGGAGCUGCUUUGAGGAAAAAGGGGCUUCCCGAGCUAGUGAAACAAAGAAGACACAAUCGAAAUAAAACUCCAACGCGGAGUCAAGCAGGGAGACCCCUUAUCACCGUUAUUGUUCAACCUGAUGAUGGAACCGGAUGGAUGCUCAUUGCGUUGGAGAAUCAGCCCGGCUGUAACAUCAGAGGCGAGGUGAGCGUCUCAGCGCUGGCAUUUGCAGAUAAUAUCAUAUUAACGGCGAAAAAUGCACCACAAGCCAGCAAUCUGCUCAGGACGGCGGAGACGUACCUAAGGGGGCUAGGUAUGAGAAUCUCCGCCACAAAAUGUGCAGCAUUUCAAAUUAUAAAAACUAAAGACUCCUGGUACCUGGCAGAUCCCGGGCUGACACUGAUAAGUGGAGACGGUAUCCCGUACGCGGAUGCGGGUACCACUUUAAAAUACCUAGGAGUGAGAAUAUCUCCUUGGGCUGGAAUUGAUAUCAAGGGCCUAAAGGACAAUCUCUGCAAAGCGACCAAAGGCAUUAAGAAAUUGGCGCUAAAACCACCCCAUAAGGUCCAUCUGAUCUCCACUUACCUAGUCCCGCACUACCUGUAUCAGUUGGUGCUGGCAGCGCCGCCAGUAACCUACCUUAGGCAGCUAGACCAGGAGCUACGGGUAGUGAUCAAGGACAUUUACCACUUGCAGCAAUCAACAGCCAAUGGAUUAAUAUAUUGCUGCAAGAGAGACGGGGGACUAGGUUUCCCCAAGCUGGAGACUUUGGUGGUGAGCUCCAGCUUGCGGGCAGGACUAAAAUUCACCGAGUCGGCAGACCCGGUGAUGCGAGCUCUUACGGAAGCCGCAGGCAUGGUGAACCGUCUCAGGAGCCUGGCGGCGGCCGCACGAAUAAACUGGCCCGUAGACGCCCAAGCAAUAAGAAGAUACAAGAACGGAGCCAAGAAACAAGAGCUCGCAGCAUGGGCAGCUCUGGUGUCGCAAGGCAAGUCGGUGGAGUCUCACACCGACGACAAAAUUGAAAAUGCCUGGCAUUAUCCAUCGCUCCUCAAGCCGGGCAGAUUUAUAACGGCGUUCAAAAUGCGCACCAACACCACCGCUAACAGAACAACGUUAGCUAGAGCUGGCCCGGUGGCGGACGUAAAGUGUCCGAAAUGUAAGACCAAGCCAGAGACACUCGCACACAUCCUGGGGCAGUGCACAAUUAUGAAGGAGCAUACGAUACGCCGCCACGACGAAAUCAUAAAGCUAGUCAUAGACAAAAUAACACAAAGAGACAAGGAGGUAGCGGUAACGAGGAAAACAACUUACAAAAUGCCCUCGGGCGGGAAUUUCAAACCCGAUCUGGUGGUACAGAGCCGGAAAAGGGUCUUCGUGGUCGAUGUUACGGUCCGCCACGAAGACAACGAUUAUUUUGCUCAGGGACAUAAAGACAAGCUACAAAAAUAUAGCCAACUGCUACCUCCCCUGCAGCGCGAUUUAGGAGCUAGCGCUGCAGAAGUCCUACCCAUUGUGGUAGGAACGCGAGGGGCGAUGCCCAAGGAGACGGUCAAAAGCUUGUCCAAACUUAACAUCAAAGACCGAAAAACGCUCAUCACGAUAUCGAUGAUAGCGUUGCGUAAUUCCAUCGAGCAAUAUCACAUGUUCAUGAAUUACGACGCCCCUCGCCAUUUGGCGGAGGCCCCCGGCUUCGUCGGAUAA